AUGUCAUCGCCGAACUUUGUACUACCCUCUGAAACUGUAACCUCUUUGAUUUCAGUUCUCCAACAACUGACCCAUACCAUUGCUCAACAAACCCAAGCCUUGCACGACAUUGGCUCUCAAAGGGCACAGUACCACCUGCAGAGUUCUGCCCACCCUCUCAAAGACGCUGUCGUCGUACCUGCCAAGACUGUGACUAUCGCUUCUGCUGCUGCUGUAAAUAUCGCUGCUGCUGCUACUGCCGCGCAUUCAUCAGCUCGAUCAGCCCAGGUUGAAGUAUCUGAGGGAGAGCCAGUUGAAAAACCAGACACAGCGUAUCAUCAUUGUGUAGGAAAGAAGUGGUAUAGCGUAACUGCAGGCCUUGCUGUGGGUAUAUUUCCCUCGACGUCAUUUGCGCAACCUCUAGUUUUGGGUGUCUCCGGGGGACUUAUGCGCGGGUUUCCAACACGCGAAGAGGCCCAGGCUGAUUUUGACCUUGCUCAGAAGAACGGCUUGCUUCGUAUCAUUCAAUAG
Molecule: messenger RNA, 510 nt
Organism: Lentinula edodes (shiitake mushroom)
Lineage: Eukaryota; Fungi; Basidiomycota; Agaricomycetes; Agaricales; Omphalotaceae
Exons: 4
Coding region: 1-510 (169 amino acids)
Source: RefSeq, a predicted model, not a curated record